This is a messenger RNA of Penicillium brevicompactum, 1137 nucleotides long. It is a transcript of the gene lcp5, whose product is annotated as small subunit rRNA maturation protein LCP5. The record is from RefSeq and is a predicted model, not a curated record. Gene Ontology annotation, cellular component: nucleolus; small-subunit processome. Bases 1 to 1137 code for a protein of 378 amino acids. Gene Ontology annotation, biological process: maturation of SSU-rRNA from tricistronic rRNA transcript (SSU-rRNA, 5.8S rRNA, LSU-rRNA). NCBI's taxonomy places the organism in Eukaryota, Fungi, Ascomycota, Eurotiomycetes, Eurotiales, Aspergillaceae. The transcript has a single exon.
AUGGCCUCAGCACAGGCGUCUGCGCGCCCUCAGAGUCUUUCAACGUUGCUUGAGACCCUGACAACAUGCCUCUCAACAACGGUUUCCUCCUUACCUAAGGCCCCGAAGGAUUCAGCCUCCGAGGCUACGAUCGAGCCCCCGCAAGAUGGCAUUUCUCUCCUCGAUACCAAGAGCGAAAUCCUACUAUCCUACUUGCAAAACCUAGUUUUCUUGAUAAUUUUCCAACUACGAAAUGUCUCCGCGAAACGCUCCUCGACAGAAAAGAGCGCACCUGCGGAUAACUCCCUCGAAGAUGACAUUCGCAAAAAGUUGAUUGAGCUUCGGGUGUACCUUGAGCGAGGUGUUCGGCCCUUGGAAGGACGGUUGAAAUACCAGGUGGACAAGGUCAUUAAGGCUGCAGAAGAAGCGGAACGGGCGGAGAAGAUUCAACCGACGAAGGCUAAGACGAGCCGCAAAGCCGCCAAGGAUAGUGACGCUUCAUCCGAUGACGACGAAGACUCCAGCGAGAGCGAAGGGGAUGAAGACAUUGACGAAAUGGCCUACCGACCCAAUGUCUCUGCAUUCUCCAAGGGCCCGGCAGAGAAGAAGCAAGCUCAGCCCUCCAAGAAAGGCGAGGAAGGUCCCGGUGAUGGCAUCUACCGUCCCCCGAAGAUCAUGCCUACAGCCUUGCCUACAACCGAGCGUCGCGAACGCCAGGACCGUCGACCCGUUCGAUCCAAUGUCAUUGACGACUUCGUCAACGCCGAAAUGUCAUCCGCGCCCAUGGCUGAGCCUAGUGUUGGUAGCACGAUCAUUGACGGUGGCCGAACAACCAAGUCCCGAAAGGACCAGGCGCGUGAGCAGGAACGCACCACUUACGAAGAAACCAACUUUGUUCGUUUGCCCAAGGAGACCAAGAAGGAAUUGGCCAAGCGAGGUAGUGGGAAAGAUACCACCUACGGUGGCGAUGAAUGGAAGGAUCUCAACGCAGGUGCCGAUCACAUUGAGCGCCUCACGCGGAAGCAAAAGGGCAGUGGCGCGGCACUGGAAAAGAGCCGGAAGAGAACCCGCAAUGAAGAUGGGCAACGCGGUGAUGGUGUGGGUAUGGGGCAGAUCUUCGACAAGCGCAGAAAGAAAGUUGAUAGCUGGAAGCGGUAA